AUGGACACCAAACGGCUCCCCAACAACACCAACCCCACCCAAACUCCCAUAAACAACCCCUCCAAAACCCCCCCAAUAGCCGCCGUCCUCCUCGCCCGCGCCUACGACACCGACGAAGCCGCCCGCAUCCUCACCGAGAAAAUCCAACAACGGCCCCUCCUCCUCGCGCCCUCUUCCCCCCCUCCCUCCGACACCGCCCGCGCCGCCCGCCGUCGCGCCCAAGAAAAAAAGAAACAACAGCGCAAAAAGGCUCUUAAACCUAAACCCCUUUCUGCCGCCCAGCGCCGCCGGCUUGGGUUGUACGAUACCCGCACCAGCGGCGGCAGCCACACAGGUGGAAAGCAGGCCUAUGCGGUGUUCGAACCCCUCCACCAUCUCUGGCUAGGCUAUAUCCGUGAAAUCCUCGGCAGCGAGGCCUACACCGGCGGGGAAGGUGCCGCAGCGAAGCUGGCCAGUGCCGAUUUCCAUGGGGCUGGUGUCGAGGUGGUGCGCAGCGGGUGUGUGAGCCGGGUGGGGAUUGGCGGGAUUGUGGUGAAGGACUCGAAGUUUGCGUUUGAGAUUGUGACGAGAAGGGGGGCGAGGAGGUUGGUGCCGAAGGAGGGGACGGUGUUUCGGUUUGUGGUACCGGUGCCGGUGUUGGGGACGGGUUUGGGGGGGAAUGGGAGGGAGGAUGAGGGGGGAGAAGGUGGGGAGGAGAAGAUGUCGAAUAUGGUGUUUGAGAUUCAUGGGGAGCAGUUCCAGUUUCGGUCGGCGGAUCGGGCGUCGAGGAAGUUUAGGGCGCAUUUUUCGAAGAAGUUGUGA
Messenger RNA from Dichotomopilus funicola, 801 nucleotides. RefSeq names its product Rof/RNase P-like protein. The record is from RefSeq and is a predicted model, not a curated record. Gene Ontology annotation, cellular component: ribonuclease MRP complex; ribonuclease P complex. Lineage: Eukaryota; Fungi; Ascomycota; Sordariomycetes; Sordariales; Chaetomiaceae. Gene Ontology annotation, molecular function: ribonuclease P RNA binding. The transcript has a single exon. The coding region runs from base 1 to 801 and encodes 266 amino acids. Gene Ontology annotation, biological process: rRNA processing; tRNA 5'-leader removal.